GUUAUCACGCUCAGUCUGAAAAAACUCAUCCACAUCCUGGAAAGAGAGAAACAGAUGACAUUUACAAAUCCCUCCAGUGUGGUGUGAGUGUGGUGCAGAGUAUCAGAGUAUGAUGAUGUUAGAACUGAGGUACCUUGUGGCUUUCUUUCCUUAUUCCCUCCAUGGCAUGGCUGAGACGGUUGAAGAUCCCCUUCCUCACCCUCUGACGGCCUGGAGGCUGGAGCACACAGGCUUAUCUUAUCAGUGUUUUACGGGUUUUGUCGAGGUGUUUGCUGCUUGUCAUUACGUCAUGUUUGUGAGAAACAACAUUAUUUUUAGAAAAGGAGAAAUGAUGAAAUUACAGUUGGUCGAUGUGGUUUGAGAACUGAAAAACGCAACAGGGAUGUUGAAACAAGAUCCAUAAUUUUCUGUCUCUCUUUAUAAUUCACUACACUAACUUAGUCCAGCAGUGAUUCUCCUGGAUCAACACAAGGAUACAGCUACUAUGUGGUUCUCUGUUUGUCUGGUCAACUUGAUCCUGCUAACGGGCAGUGAAGCAUGCAGAUUGCCCGGCACUCUACAGACAAUUGUUAAAUCAGCGGGUCAGUCUGUCCUCCUACUCUGCUCCUGUACUGACCCUCACACCAGACCAGCCAGCCUCAUAUGGGAGUUCAGUGCAUCAGGCUCUGGACCCUGGGUGCCUGUAACUCAGAGUGAUCUCUACAGAAACAGACUGGAGUUUAAUGAAACCAAACUACUCCUCUCACAUCUCACUGAGGAGGAUCGGGGAUUUUAUAGGUGCAGAAUUCGAAAUCAACAGUUCAGAGACUUUUCACUAAGUGUUCAAGGCUGUACUCUGUCUGGGCAGCAGGAGACCCCUAUAGAGAUCACUGUGUCUUCAGGUCAGUCUGUCCUCCUGCCCUGCUCCUGUACUGACCUUCAGACCAGACCUGCAAGCUUCACAUGGAGGUUCAAUGAAGAACACACUUCAGCUUGGGUACCAGUAACUCAGAGUGAUCUCUACAGAGGCAGAAUGGAGCUGUUUAAUGAGACCACACCUGGGAACCUCUCUCUCCUCCUAUCACACCUCACUGAGAAGGAUCAGGGAUAUUAUAGGUGCGGAAUCCGGAGUGGACAGGUCAGAGACAUUCACCUCACUGUUCGUGGUAAGAGAUGCUGCUAGCAUCACUGUUUUGUUGUGUGACUGGAGCAUUCUUAAUGAUCAUAGCUUUGUAGUUUUACUUGACAAUCCUACAUUUGAGGCAUUCCAGCACGUACCAUGAACAAUAAUUUUGUGUUUCAACAG
Messenger RNA from Osmerus eperlanus (European smelt), 1285 nucleotides. RefSeq lists its product as uncharacterized. Bases 485 to 1162 code for a protein of 225 amino acids. NCBI's taxonomy places the organism in Eukaryota, Metazoa, Chordata, Actinopteri, Osmeriformes, Osmeridae. Gene Ontology annotation, biological process: immune response; cellular response to lipopolysaccharide; negative regulation of T cell proliferation. The transcript is spliced from 3 exons. The record is from RefSeq and is a predicted model, not a curated record. Gene Ontology annotation, cellular component: external side of plasma membrane.